This is a messenger RNA of Colletotrichum karsti, 1086 nucleotides long. Its product is annotated as late sexual development protein. Lineage: Eukaryota; Fungi; Ascomycota; Sordariomycetes; Glomerellales; Glomerellaceae. The record is from RefSeq and is a predicted model, not a curated record. The transcript has 2 exons. The coding region runs from base 1 to 1086 and encodes 361 amino acids.
AUGCAUCUAAGAGCUCCCCUCGCGGUUGCCGCGAUGGCCCUCGCCGGCAUGUCGGCGGCGGCCCCACUCGAGCGCCGAAGCUUCAGUGCCGAGCUUCCGACCAGCCCCGAGCAGAUACGCCUUGUCGAGCAACAAGCUCAUGGAUCACUACCAAAUUCGGCGCCACCAGCGAAACUUGAACCGAGCAGUUUGACUGCAUUCCAGCUUAUCCAAUUCAACGAGCAAUUCGAGGUCGCCUUCUUCUCAUCUAUGUUGGAAAACGUCACCACGGGUGGACCUGGGUGGGAGACUUCAGAGAAGGAUAAGCUUGUGGACGCUUUGAAGGUUGUUGUCGCCCAAGAGAAGCUUCACGCAUUGGAUGCUAAGGGUGUGUUGGAUCACUUCAAAGCUUUCGCACCGCCGCCUUGCCAGUAUCAGUUCCCUACCAAUAGCCUGAAGGAGGCCGUUGCCCUUGCGGAGACUUUUACCUCUGUCGUUUUGGGUACUCUUCAGGAUGCAAGUCAGCUUCUAGCGAAAAAUGGCGACUCUGGUCCGGUACGCGCUGUCGCUUCCGUCAUCGGUCAGGAGGGCGAGCAAAACGGAUUCUACCGCAGCAUCCUUUCACGACCUCCUUCCUCUCAGCCGUUUCUCACAACCUCGAUUGCACCGUUCGCCUUUUCUGCUCUGCAGUCUUUCGUCGUGAAGGACUCGUGCCCAUUCAAAAUGUCUCAGAUCGAUAUACCGACUUUUGCGCCCCUGUACUGCCAGCAAAUGGCUAAGGAUGGCGAGAUUGAGGCCAAAGACCAGAUGUUGUCAUUCAAUGUCGACUUGAGGGAGGUUGUGACUGCAGGCAGGUUCCUCGGAAAGGAUCCCGGUGGUUUGUUCGUCACCUACCUUAGUGGUCUGAACACUCCGUUGAGCGUGCCAGUCAGGAACGGCAAAUGGGAAGGCUCCAAGAUCGAGUUCGAAGCAGAAUUUCCUUUUGAGAAAAACAGCAUGUGGGGGCUCUCCAUCGCGGCGCUGACGUUUGAGGGCAAUUUCAAGAGCGCGGACGAUGUUGUGAAGGCAACACUUGCUGGUCCUGGUUUGAUCCAGGCCAACAAAUAA